Messenger RNA from Medicago truncatula (barrel medic), 1508 nucleotides. RefSeq lists its product as uncharacterized. Lineage: Eukaryota; Viridiplantae; Streptophyta; Magnoliopsida; Fabales; Fabaceae. The record is from RefSeq and is a predicted model, not a curated record. Gene Ontology annotation, molecular function: S-adenosylmethionine-dependent methyltransferase activity. Bases 103 to 1131 code for a protein of 342 amino acids. The transcript has 9 exons.
AUAAGUUAGAGGCACACACACCUUAAACUUCAACGGUCCACCCCCCUCCCUUGUUGUAAAGUUGAAGGCGGUGCCAUUGCCACAAAACCAGAGAUUCGAAUUAUGAUAGGAGGCAUAUCAGUUACUUCAACACUCUUUCCAUUCACGCGCCCCACGCGUUUCUUCUUCUCACCCACUCCUAAGCUUCAACUUCGUCUUCUUCGAGCUUCUUCUUCUUCAACGACAUUCCUUGACACCAAUCCAACAGAUUCUGUCAUAGUAGAGAAGGAAAUUACACGGAGCAGUAAUCCUUUGGCUUGUCCUGUAUGUUAUAACUCGUUGACUUGGACCACUAACCCUGCUUUAUCAAUAGAUACUAUUUCUGGAUCUAGUUUACAAUGUAGCACCUGUCAGAAAACAUAUACCAGUGACCAAACGCAUCUUGAACUCACGACAAUAAGUAAGGCUAACAACUAUGGUGAAUCAAUGCCAGCUUCCACUGAGCUUUUCAGGACGCCACUGGUAUCAUUUCUCUAUGAGAGGGGCUGGCGUCAAACCUUUUCUGUAUGGGGUGGUUUUCCAGGUCCUGAGAAAGAGUUUGAACAGAUGAAGGGCUUCCUCAAACCAGUAUUAGGUGGAAAUAUCAUCGAUGCUAGUUGUGGAAGUGGAUUAUUUUCAAGAUUAUUUGCAAAAAGUGGACUUUUUUCUUUGGUUGUGGCUCUGGACUACUCAGAGAACAUGUUAAGGCAAUGUUAUGAAUUUGUUCAGCAGAAAGAUAACUUUCCAAAAGAGAACUUCAUCUUGGUUAGAGCAGACAUAGCUAGACUUCCUUUUGUUUCAAGUUCCAUCGAUGCUGUGCAUGCAGGAGCAGCUCUUCACUGUUGGCCUUCACCAUCAGCAGCUGUAGCUGAAAUAAGUCGCGUUUUACGACCUGGAGGUGUCUUUGUUGCAACCACCUACAUACUGGAUGGGCCUUUUACCAUUGUCCCAUUUUUAAGUACAUUGCGUCAGACUAUAAAUCAAGUAUCAGGGAUCUAUACCUUUCUCUCUGAACGUGAACUUGAAGCUCUCUGCAAGACGUGCGGGCUGGUCGGAUUUAAAUGCAUUAGAAAUGGGCCUUUUGUGAUGAUUUCUGCAGCAAAGCCGAAAUAAGAUAAAAAAGCUGCAUGUUGAUAUGUUAAAGUGUGGUUUCACUUAGUACAUAAAGAUAAGCUUCAUUUAGAAAAAUGAUAUUUAGAUUCAGUUUUUCCUUAGAUUAUCCUCAUGUCAUAAGUUGGGAAGAUCGUCACUUACUUCACUUGGAAAAAGUGGUGAGUUUCGACAUAUGGUGAAAAGAGUGUCCAUCCAUGAUGACGCGUGAGAAAUUUUAGGAAAAUCUUAUUUGUAAAUAUCACAGUACCUCCAUUUGACCCUUCUACUUUAUUGUUUUAUUUUCCUUAUGUAUUUGAGGUAUCAUGAACUCCAUGAACUCAUCACAAUUCUGUAACUUGUAAUUGAAGUAAUAAAAUAUGCUUUUAUCAUUCAACUAA